AACAAAUCCGGAUUAUCCACUCCGGUCCUUAACAUCUCUUCCAAACUUCGAGUUCCAUAUCAUCUGAGCGAUGGGCAAAAUCGUCAUUUUCACAAGCUUCCCUCUGGUCUGAACAUGGAGGUCAUAGCUCAGAGAGGAAAAGUAGAAGACCCAACUGGAAAUUUAUCCCCAAAAUGCCCCCUGGUAUUUGUACACGGAAGCUUUCAUGCCGCUUGGUGUUGGGCUGUACAUUGGCUGCCAUUUUUUGCCAACAAUGGAUAUGAUUGUUAUGCCAUUAGUCUCUUGGGUCAGGGCGAAAGUGAUGUGCCUACAGGGCCAGUGGCUGCUUCUCUUCAGACACAUGCAAGUGAUGUAGCUCACUUUAUCAGGGAGGAGAUUGGAUCACAAUCGGUGCUGAUUGGACAUUCGUUUGGAGGACUCAUAGUUCAAUCCUACAUUUCAAAUAUGAUUCGACCUUUGAAAUCAUCAAAUUCUGAGAGGGAGGAUUCGUACCCAGAACUUGCAGGAGCCAUUCUUAUCUGUUCUGUGCCUCCUUCUGGUAACAGUGGAUUAGUAUGGCGGUAUGUCUUCUCCAGACCCGCUGCUGCUUUUAAGGUUACACUCAGCUUGGCAGCGAAAGCUUUUGCAACUUCUUUGCCCCUUUGUAAAGAAACAUUUUUCUGUGAGGAUAUGGGAGACCGGCUAGUACAACGCUACCAAGAAUUAAUGAAAGAAAGUUCAAGGAUGCCAUUGUUUGAUCUGAGGAAGCUUAAUGCAUCAUUGCCAGUGCCUCCAGUUCCAAAUAAUUGUCUAAGCAUCCUAGUAAUGGGUGCAGCCAAUGACUUUAUAGUGGAUAAUCAAGGGCUAAAUGAGACGGCCAAGUUUUAUGGCAUUUUGCCAGUGGUUGUGGAAGGAGUUGCUCAUGAUAUGAUGCUGGACACUUGUUGGGAGAGGGGAGCAAGGGUAAUAUUAUCUUGGCUAAAUCAGGAGUUAAACAAACUAACAAGACUCUCACCUGGAGAAAUCAUGGAAUGAUUGAUAAAGGGCCCAUUGAAUAGGUGGUUUCUUUCUGGGAUUGUAUGCUAUACCACUAUUUACUUUUGGUACAAUGUUACAAUCACCUAUAGCUGUCAGAUGUGAAAUCUGAUAGCUUGGGGUAUGGCUCAAAAUGUGAAUUUUUUUUUUUGGACUUUGAGCCAAGUCAAUGGCACACCUUAGACAACCCAAUUUCAUAUUCGAUAGAAAGAUUAACUAUGACCUUCUUAUACC
This is a messenger RNA of Amborella trichopoda, 1248 nucleotides long. Lineage: Eukaryota; Viridiplantae; Streptophyta; Magnoliopsida; Amborellales; Amborellaceae. The record is from RefSeq and is a predicted model, not a curated record.